Molecule: messenger RNA, 2449 nt
Organism: Frieseomelitta varia
Lineage: Eukaryota; Metazoa; Arthropoda; Insecta; Hymenoptera; Apidae
Product: alpha-glucosidase-like
Exons: 3
Coding region: 36-1751 (571 amino acids)
Biological process (GO): carbohydrate metabolic process
Source: RefSeq, a predicted model, not a curated record
AUCGUAUUGUCGUUGCUUCAGUCGUUGCUCCGAUCAUGUUUCGGUUGACGCUGGUAACGUGUUGCCUGUUCGUCGCGUGGGCCGCGGCGGUGAACGUGAACUGGUACAAGAACAUCAUCGUGUACCAAAUCUAUCCGAGGAGCUUCAAAGAUAGCAACGGGGACGGUAUCGGCGAUCUGAAAGGUAUCACGAGCAAGUUAGAGCACAUCGCGGACAUAGGCGCGAAGGCCCUCUGGCUCUCGCCGAUUUACACGAGCCCGCAAGUCGACUUCGGCUACGACAUCGCCAACUUCACGGACGUCGACCCAAGUUAUGGAACUCUGGCCGAUUUCGAUCAGCUGGUAGCCAAGGCCAGGAAGCUCAAGCUCAAGGUGAUUCUGGACUUCGUGCCGAAUCACAGCUCUCACGAGCAUCCAUGGUUCAAGAAGAGCAUUCAAAGGAUCAAACCGUACGACCAGUACUACGUCUGGCGGGACGCGAAGAUCGUCAACGGGAAGAGACAACCGCCAAACAACUGGCUGAGCAACUUUGGGGGCUCGGCCUGGGAAUGGAACGACGUGCGCAAGCAGUAUUAUCUGCAUCAAUUCGCUGCGGGUCAACCGGACUUGAAUUAUCGCAGCAAGGCUUUGGAUCAGGAGAUGAAGAACGUCUUCACGUUCUGGAUGAACCGCGGCGUCGACGGUUUCCGCGUCGAUGCGAUCAAUUUCAUGUUCGAGGACGCCAAGUUCCGGGACGAGCCGGACUCCAACAGAACCGACGUCCCCAAGGACGAUUACGAUAGCUUGAACCACAUUUACACCGUGGAUCAGAACGACACAUACGACGUGGUGAGCAGCUGGCGUAAGCUGAUGGACGAGCACUCGAAUCGCACCAAAUCCGAUCCGAGGAUGAUUCUCACGGAAGCGUACACCAAUCACGAGAAUACCAUUAGAUACUAUCACGCUGGCUCCAACGUUCCCUUCAACUUCAUGUUCAUCAACAAGCUGACCAACGAGUCCACAGCGGAGGACUUUAAAGAACUGAUCGAAAAGUGGGUGAAGACAGUGCCGAAGGGCAGCGUUCCGAAUUGGGUGGUGGGUAAUCACGACAACCAUCGCGUGGGCUCGAGAUUCGGUGUCCAACGUGCCCAGCAGAUUAUCCAGCUGUCGAUGGUUCUGCCUGGCAUCUCGGUGGUGUACAACGGCGACGAGAUCGGUAUGGUGGACAGAAACUUCACGUACGCCGAGACGGUGGACCCGGCCGGUUGCAACGCCGGCCCCACUCGAUACUUCCUCAAGUCCAGAGAUCCCGAGAGAACGCCGUACCAAUGGAACAACAGCACCAGCGCUGGUUUCUCCACCAGUCCGAAAACGUGGCUACCCGUGCACCCGAACUACCAGACUCUGAACCUGGAGGCUGAGAAGAAGAUGUACUACUCGCCCUACUGGCAAUUCAAGACCGCGGCCAGCAUAAAGAGGCAACCGGUGAUCGUGCGAGGCUCCUUCAAGGUCAACGUGUACGACAAACUUUUGACCAUCACUCGCACACUAGGGAACGACGUCGUGGUGUCGUUGUUCAAUUUCGCCGAUGAAUCUGUCACUGUGGACGCUGGGGCAUUGCCUUCUAACCUGGUCGUUCACACUGUCACCGGUGAUUCCGAGUUUCGUCGAGGCACCUUCGUCUCCACGGAUUCGUUGACUAUUCCGAAAUCAUCCAGUGUCAUGUUCACAAGUCCCAAUUUACUUUGGUCGAUGGAUGAGGAGGAUGUUUGAACCGCGUCCCUUUGAACCAGUCUCUUGAGCGUUGUUUAAGUGUGGGAAUUGAAGCAAUAAAAUAUCCCGGUUAAUGACCGGGGAUUUUAUGAUUUUAACGUGAAAACAUUAUUAUUGAUUAUUUACGAAUUAUUACGAAUUAUUACGAAAUAUAUAUUAUUUACGAUUACGAAGUAUCAUUAAAUAGUAUAUAAUUAUUAAUGAGACAAUUAAGGUCGUUGUAAUCGAAGAUCACAGAUUGAUUUGAACAUCGUGAUUCAUGAGAUGAUUGCGUUUCAGUUUAUUUGUAAAUUGAAAAUAUUUAUGCUUCUGAUAGAGACGCUUUUAACACAAACUAAUAACAUAAUCAUUUUUCUUUAUACACGAUUCGAUUAUAAUCACAUAACGUAGAUUGUAUAAAUUCUGUGUUUGUGAAAGUUAACUGUCGAAGGGUUAUUUAUAAAAUAUGUUGUGUUAUAAUUUUAAUCACGUAUGAAGUUAUUUUAUACUAUAAAAAGAUUACACAUUUUUCGUCCAGAAUUAGCAAUUUUGUUAAACAAUAUUGGUAUUAUGGCGAUAUGAAGAAUCUUUUGAACUUAUAAGAAGGACAAUAUUUCGUAAUAAAAAUAUCAAGUCAUAUCGUGCAAUCUUCAAUGUACAAAUGUAUACGUUGUUAAUAUUAAUAAAAUAUGAAAUAAACAUUAGUGGAAGAUUUAAAA